GAAGCGGAGCAGUGUGUUGAUGACCCGGCAUGGUCUCCUGUCGUUGGGCCGCAGCGCGUCAGUGGCUGCUUUCUCUCUCUGGACAGUAGUUUAACAACGUUAACAUCAGAAAGUCUAACUUAACGUCACAAAAUGCCCAAGAAGACUAAAGAAGAGGCGGAGUGGGUGGGGGAUGAAGCUCCGGCAGCUGCCGAAAAAACGGUGAAAAAGGGGAAGAAAGAUAAAAAGGGGAAAAAGACUUUCUUUGAGGAACUCGCCACUGAUGACAAACCUGAGGUCGACGAGGUGGCUGUGAAGGAAACACAAGGAAAACAGUCUCAGAAAAAGAAGAAAGACCGGCGGAAAGGAAAAGGUGACGAUGAGGACAAGGACGUCACGCUGAAGCUGAAAAAGCUCUCGGUGCAAGCGAGUGACGAGGAAGAUGAGCCGGUCAUCGCCCCCCCCACUAAAGGAAACAAGAAGAAUAAGGGUGGAAACAUCUUCGCUGCUCUCAGCCAGGGCCAGAGUGAUGACGAUGAGGAUGAGGACGCUGAUGUGGAUGAAGACGAUAAACCAGCAAAAAAAGUUGUUCAGUUUGCAUCUGAUGAUGAUGAUGAUGAUGAUGAGGAGGAGGAGGAGGAUGACGAAGCAGAGAAGAAUGAUGGUGCAGAGAAACAAACAAAGACCAUGAAGGCAGAAGCCAAGUCCAAGUUAGCAGACAACGACGAGGACAAGAAGCCAAAGAAAGGGAGGAGGGAUCAACACAAGGCGAGUGCAAGGGCGAAACCUGCUGAACGACCACCGAGCGAGGAUGAAGAUGAGGAGGAUAGUGACGGAGGUGAAAUGAUGAUGAGUGCCGAGGACGCCAUCGCAGAACAGACCAAGCCGCAGGAAGACGACCCCUUCGCUAACCUCAGCAAGAAGGAGAAGAAGAAGAAGAAGAAACUGAUGGAGUAUGAGCGUCAGGUGGCCAGUAUUCGUGCUCAGAAUGCCUUGGAGGGAGAUUUCUCCAUUUCCCAGGCCGAGAUGUCGUCCAGACAGGCCAUGCUGGAGAACGCCUCUGAUAUCAAGCUGGAGAGGUUCAGCAUAUCGGCUCACGGCAAGGAGCUCUUCGUCAACGCCGACCUUCUGAUCGUGGCAGGAAGAAGAUAUGGUUUGGUUGGACCAAAUGGCAAAGGAAAGACCACACUACUGAAACACAUCGCCAACAGAGCUCUCAGUAUUCCCCCCAACAUCGACGUGCUGCUGUGUGAACAGGAGGUGGUAGCUGACGACACGCCGGCGGUGCAGGCGGUGCUGAAGGCGGACACCCGCCGCCUGAAGCUUCUGGAGGAGGAGAGGCAGCUCCAGGCUCGGCUGGAGAAGGGAGAGGACAGCGUGGCUGAGAGGCUGGAGAAGGUCUAUGAAGAGCUGAGGGCGAUCGGAGCUGCAGCAGCUGAGCCCAAGGCCAGAAGGAUCCUGGCCGGUCUGUCGUUCACCCCCGAGAUGCAGAACAGACCCACCAAGAGGUUCUCUGGAGGCUGGAGGAUGAGAGUCUCCCUCGCCAGAGCUCUGUUCAUGGAACCCACUCUACUGAUGCUGGAUGAACCCACCAAUCACCUGGACCUGAACGCCGUCAUCUGGCUCAACAACUACCUUCAAGGCUGGAAGAAGACUCUCCUCAUAGUUUCUCACGACCAGAGUUUCCUUGAUGAAGUGUGUACAGAUAUCAUCCACUUAGACUACCAGAAGCUCUUUUACUACAGAGGGAACUACUUGACCUUCAAGAAGAUGUACGUGCAGAAGCAGAAAGAGCUGCAGAAACAGUACGACAAGCAGGAGAAGAAACUCAAAGACCUGAAGGCUGGUGGCAAGUCCACCAAACAGGCUGAGAAGCAGACUAAAGAGGCCCUGACCAGGAAGCAGCAGAAAGGCAAGAAGAAGGGAGGUCAGGAGGAGGAGAGCCAGGACGCCACGGAUCUGCUGAAGAGGCCUAAAGAGUACACCGUCAAGUUCACCUUCCCCAACCCGCCUCCUCUCUCUCCACCAAUCCUGGGACUGCACACUGUGGACUUCGGCUACGGACCUCAGAAGAUUCUCUUCAGAAACGUGGACUUUGGAAUCGACAUGGACUCCAGGAUCUGUAUAGUUGGACCCAACGGCGUUGGGAAGAGUACCCUGCUGCUGCUGCUCACUGGGAAGUUAACUCCUACUAAAGGCGAGAUGAGGAGGAAUCAUCGCCUGAAAGUGGGCUUCUUUAACCAGCAGUACGCUGAUCAGCUGAACAUGGAGGAGACCGCCACCGAGUACCUGAUGAGGAACUUCAACCUCCCCUACCAGGACAGCAGGAAGUGCCUGGGACGUUUUGGCCUGGAGAGCCACGCCCACACCAUCCAGAUCUCCAAACUGUCCGGCGGUCAGAAGGCCAGAUGCGUGUUUGCUGAGCUGUCCUGUCGUCAGCCUGAUGUACUGAUCUUGGAUGAACCCACCAACAAUCUGGACAUUGAGUCAAUCGAUGCCUUAUCGGAGGCCAUCAAUGAAUAUAAAGGAGCUGUGAUCAUCGUGAGUCACGACGCCCGGCUCAUCACGGAGACUGCCUGCCAGCUGUGGGUGGUGGAGGACGGUUCCAUCAACCAGAUCGACGGAGACUUUGACGAUUACAAGCGGGAGGUGCUGGAGUCUCUGGGAGAGACCGUGGUCAACAAGGUCAACCCGUGAUCACGCGGCGCCGCCGCCCUCAGGACGGACGCCGCGUCCCUCCUCCGUCAUAUGCUACAUACAGUACACGCCGUCUGGGACCGGUCGGCAUGUCUCUCACAGUAACACUGCUAAUAAAAACCGUUGGGACUUAUUGCGGGCUAUCUGCUAUCUACUCCCUUUCUUCUGGACUGGAACAGCUUUAACAAUAUACGGAGAGUUUCUAUAAAUAUAGACGGAGGUCAAACAUUAUCUACUAAAGCCAAACAAUCAAUAAACCAAUUUUUCAUCA
Molecule: messenger RNA, 2947 nt
Organism: Sebastes umbrosus (honeycomb rockfish)
Lineage: Eukaryota; Metazoa; Chordata; Actinopteri; Perciformes; Sebastidae
Gene: abcf1
Product: ATP-binding cassette, sub-family F (GCN20), member 1
Exons: 26
Coding region: 133-2676 (847 amino acids)
Molecular function (GO): ATP binding; ATP hydrolysis activity
Source: RefSeq, a predicted model, not a curated record